Molecule: messenger RNA, 942 nt
Organism: Neltuma alba
Lineage: Eukaryota; Viridiplantae; Streptophyta; Magnoliopsida; Fabales; Fabaceae
Exons: 4
Coding region: 124-504 (126 amino acids)
Source: RefSeq, a predicted model, not a curated record
CUCCCGAGCUCGCUGUUGAAGCUCCUCGCUAAAGCCCCAUCCAGUCCCUCCCUCCCUCUCUGUCCAAGUCAUUUUCUUACAGAUUUUCUCACCUUUUCUCUCAUUUCUUUUAAUUUCCCAUCAAUGGCUAUCAACAGAGAAUCCACUCCCCCGCCUGUGAUCGGCAAAAUUGGCCCUUACACUGUUUUCAUGACACCUCCUUCUACCCCGAAGCCUUCCGAUGCCGUUUUGGAUUCGCCGAAGAAGGUCGUUCCUCCGCCGGUGCAGUUGGAGAAGUCCGUCUCUGGGAAAUCCGUACCAGAUGGGUCUGUUCUGGGGUUUUUCAAGAAUGCUGUAACGAAAGUGCAAACUGCACAAUCAAGUUUGGAUGAUCAUUUGGCGCGGUGGUUCGGGUUGGAUCAGUCAAAGUACCAAUGGGCACUUGAUGAUUAUUAUGAAAGCAAGGGAGUGGGACAAGGAGAUAUUAAAGUGAAAGAAGUAUCAAGCAAAGUACAGAAUGUUUAACAUAUAUUGGGCUGGGUUUAUCAGAAGUUGAGGUAUGAAGCCCCUUUGAGUAUAUACCUCAUAUGGAGUGGAGCGGAGCAAUUACAUUUGAUUUGGCAAAUGGGUCUUUUACCUACAUCCAUUGAUCUCAUGAUUGAUCUCAAGGGUUCUUUCCCAGCGCCGGCAGUCGAGGCUGAGCAUUCCAUGCAUUUUGGAUCCUUUAAUUUUAUCAUCAAGUUGUAACCCUAGGUCAACUUUCCCCCCUUAUCUUUGUCUCUUGAUGAGCAACCUCUGAUCAUCCUAGUCUGUGUCAUGUUUUGGGCUCUGUACGUUAUAAUUGUUAAUGCAUUUGAACUUGAUUGAAAACUAGAAAGAUUAUAGACUUACAGUUGCUAUACCAUCAUGGCGCCUGAGUUGUCUAAUUCAACUGUUUAUGAUUUUUUUUCCUUUUUCGCCAAA